AUGGACGCCAGCUGCCAAUGCGGAGCUGUUAGCUUCAAGACGCCGACCGAGAAGCCCCUGGCAUUGUACAUAUGCCACUGCCACGACUGCCAGCGCCAGGCGAGCUCGGCCUUUGGCGCGUCGGCCAUCUUCCCCAGGUUCCAAUUGCCGGACGCCGAGCUGCUGAGCUGCUACAAGCGAGCGACUUCCACGGGACAGACCAUGUUCUGGACCAAGUCAGCCAUGGUCCCCAUUCCAGAGGGGUCUGAGACGUACUCGGAGGAAUCGGACCUCGCCGAGUACAGCGACGGGAGCCCGGGGUCACUUGACAAACCGAUUGGGCUCGCUGGUUAG
This is a messenger RNA of Chaetomium globosum CBS 148.51, 333 nucleotides long. RefSeq lists its product as uncharacterized. The record is from RefSeq and is a predicted model, not a curated record. Gene Ontology annotation, molecular function: carbon-sulfur lyase activity. NCBI's taxonomy places the organism in Eukaryota, Fungi, Ascomycota, Sordariomycetes, Sordariales, Chaetomiaceae. The transcript has 3 exons. The coding region runs from base 1 to 333 and encodes 110 amino acids.